Chelonia mydas (Green sea turtle) is the source of this 3210-nucleotide messenger RNA. It is a transcript of the gene HOXB6, whose product is annotated as homeobox B6. Gene Ontology annotation, biological process: anterior/posterior pattern specification; regulation of transcription by RNA polymerase II. The transcript is spliced from 2 exons. Gene Ontology annotation, cellular component: nucleus. The record is from RefSeq and is a predicted model, not a curated record. NCBI's taxonomy places the organism in Eukaryota, Metazoa, Chordata, Testudines, Cheloniidae. Gene Ontology annotation, molecular function: RNA polymerase II cis-regulatory region sequence-specific DNA binding; DNA-binding transcription factor activity, RNA polymerase II-specific. Bases 1864 to 2535 code for a protein of 223 amino acids.
GAAAACUCUGUAAGAACAAAUAUAAUAGAUAUCAGUCAGAAAGGAGGGGAGAAAAACUACUUCCUUUACAUGUUAUUUCCUUGAAUUAUAAAGAUUACGCUCAGUCGAGUGCCCAUUGCAGUGAUGGCAUGAAGUAGCCUUAGCUUUACAGCUGAAAACAUGAUGUUUAAAAUAAAUUAGCUCCUAAUAAGAUAACAGUUUCCUAAACACUUAACCCCCAUCAGGGAGAAUAGGCAUUGGCAGUUCUGCAGUGAUCAUGUAAUUAUGUGUAAUUCUAGACCAGGAGCAUACACAAACGUGUAUUCAUACAUACAGGUGUGUACCUUGUGUGGUGUAUAAAAUUCAUUGCAUAUGAUAGAUAGGUAGAUACAUAGUGGGGUGUGUAUGGGGAUAGAUAGAUAGAUAGAUAGAUAGAUAGAUAGAUAGAAGUUUAGAAAUGCACCUUAAACCAAUCAAUUUUCAAUUUUAUUGUUGAGGAAGUUUCUGAAGGACAUGACAAUUUCCCACAGCUAAAAUGCAUAGCAAAAUAUUUAAAUCCAACCAGAUCUUCCGCGUACAGAAAUCUGAAGAGGAGGUGACUAGCCAUUGAGAAACACACCUACAGCUAAUGAAUAAAAGCAGAAACAUGAGCCUCCAGCCCAGACCAAACUCAUUUCAUUUGGUCUUUCGCCCCAGUUUGAGAAAAAAAACCCCGGAAUUUCGAGGUUAUUCCUUAAGAGGUUUAAACUUUUUUUUAAAAAAAAAAAUAGGGACCUUGUAGUGGGGCCAGACACAAAUGGAAAGGGUGAUAAAAUAUGAAAGCAGGAUCAUCGCUCACCUUAUAGGCAAUAGACACGCCAAACAACAGCCUUUAAAAAAAAAAAAUCUUGAUCAGUGACAAUCAAUAAAGACACUUCUUGACCGUAACCGAAUGCUGCCUUUAACUGCAAAGGGUCGCACAAAGAUUUGGUAUUAACAAUAAAACGCAAGAGGGCACAAUUCAGUACAUAUAUCUAUAUCUCUAUAAGUAUUUAGUCCGGAAUAAAGGUAAUACUUCGAUUCCCAUCCAUCUCAUAGAUUUGUAGCUCUUUCACAAAAUAAAUACGAAGCAUAGAAUUUGAUGAGGCAGGCGAGUGAUACUUUAAAAGGAAGCCUCUUCUCUGUCAAUCUAUGAUAAUUAGAUAACCAUGAGAAAUAAGUUACCAACAUUGACUUCUCUUCUCUCCCCCCCGCCCCCCCGCGCCACCACAAACACACUUCCCAUCCGAAACCCAGGCUAAUUAAACAAAUGAGACCUAUUUACCCCACCCUCAAUAACACCCCCCCCCCAAAAAAAAAACACCUAAAAGUUUUUUUUAUGCCAAAAAAAAAUAUCCUAGCAAUAUUACCCCAAUGGUCUGCAAUCAAUAACAGGCACCGGGGUUAAACUUUUCAGAAUAAAGGGAUUUAACUUUUUUCUCUGUGUGUAUAUAUCUCUAUAUCCACAUCUAUCGCUCUGUCUGUGUGUGUGUGUGUUUGGUCUAUUUUUUAAUUAUUGUUUUAAAGACUCCAAACGUUUGGGGAUUUAUCUUUCACAGAUGAUACGUAUUUGGUUAAGGGGGUGAGUUCUGUUGUUUAAAAGCCAGGAAAAAGAGGGGCUGGGUGGUUUGUUCUGGGGGUCCCCAGUGCAAUGCAAGCCCCUCGUGGGUGCUAUUUUGUAAUCUCAGGCUCUUGCUAUUGGUCAGUCCAUGAUCAGAUGGUUCUAUUUCCUUGUGUCCCUCGCUGGCACCCAGCCAUCCCCCUUCAGCUAAAACCCAAUCUCCGAUAUAGUACUAAUAGCUAAACCACUUGGACUAUAAAACACAACAAAUCAUAAAGCCAGGAAAGGACGGCUGCCUCCUCCCAAUGAGUUCUUAUUUUGUCAACUCUACCUUCCCGGUGAGCCUGGCUGCUGGGCAGGAGCCCUUCCUGGGACAAAUCCCGUUAUAUGCCUCAGGAUAUGCGGAUCCUUUAAGACACUACCCCGCUACCUAUGGAGCCACUAGCGUCCAAGAUAAGGGUUAUCCCUCCUCUUCUUAUUACCAGCAAGCUAACGGAGCUUACAGCCGGACCACAGCCUGUGACUAUGGGUCAGCUGGUUUUUACAGAGAGAAGGACCCUGUCUGUGCCACCUCAAACCUAGAUGACCAGGUUCAGUUUGCCCCAGAUCAGCGGAAGACAGACUGCGCACAGAACAAAACUGUUUUCGGGGAAAGCGACGACCAGAAGUGCUCCACUCCCGUCUACCCCUGGAUGCAGCGGAUGAACUCUUGCAAUAGUUCAUCUUUCGGGCCAAGUGGCAGGAGAGGCCGUCAAACCUACACCCGCUACCAAACCCUGGAACUGGAGAAGGAGUUCCACUUUAACCGCUACUUGACCAGGCGCCGCCGGAUCGAAAUCGCACACGCACUUUGCCUGACAGAACGCCAGAUCAAAAUCUGGUUCCAGAACCGGAGGAUGAAAUGGAAAAAGGAAAACAAACUACUCAACUCCACGCAGCUGAGCGCGGAGGAGGAGGAGGAGAAAGCAGCGGAGUGAAAGUAUUAUUUAAGAGAAAGAGAGAAUAUCCCAACAGUUGGAGGAGAUAGAGGGUGGGUGGGGCGGGAAAGGGUUGGAGUGGAAGAGAAAAUGCACCCCAAGUGGUGCACGCUUUGUAAAAUAACCGAGACGGUUUGAAGGUGGCGAGCCACCACCAUAAAUUUGCACCGUUGGACUCGUGUUCCGUUAAUCUGUCGUGUCAAAAAAAACAAAAAAAAACCCAGGCUUCUAGUUGAGUUUUUUUCCCCUUUCUAUUCCUCCAAAUAUAAUAUAAAAUAAAAUAAUAAUAAUAAUUUGGAACUCUUACCUGUGUUUCUACCCUUGGUGUCACUGUUAGUAACCCGCUAACUCUUGUAUUUAAUGGAGGUGCUGCAAUAUAUGUCAUUUUUGGUGUUAAUUGUCUUAAUUUUGUAAAAUGUUUCAUGCACGAUUGACUUAUAGAUUCCCCCUUCCCCGGUUGCUUUUCUUUUGGUAAAUUAAUCAAACCCUGGGCUCUCUGUAAUUAGUUUCAUUUUUUAAAGAGAAAACCUACUGAAGGAACAAGUACUACCUAAAAGGAUGCAAAAGCAACAACAGGAAAAAAUAUAUUUUAUUAAUUUUUGUACGUGUUGUGAUUGUAGUUUGUCUUAGGUAUGGCCAUGGAAUACUCUAAUAAAAGCAAAGUAUUCGGACUCA